Messenger RNA from Pseudonaja textilis, 2138 nucleotides. RefSeq names its product retinoid X receptor alpha (gene RXRA). Gene Ontology annotation, molecular function: nuclear steroid receptor activity; sequence-specific DNA binding; zinc ion binding. Gene Ontology annotation, cellular component: nucleus. Gene Ontology annotation, biological process: regulation of DNA-templated transcription. Lineage: Eukaryota; Metazoa; Chordata; Lepidosauria; Squamata; Elapidae. The record is from RefSeq and is a predicted model, not a curated record.
CACCGACCCAAGUCCUGGACUUUAGUUACAUUGUUGGGCGAGUUUUCCCAACUCCCUCGGCCGCGGCGUUGCGCACCCCCGGCGGGACUGGCUGGGGUCCUCUCGGCUCUGCCUCGGGCGCCGUUUGGAAACGCGCUCCAGCCUGCGAGGAGGCGGCGGCGGCGAGGCAGGGAGCGAGGCUCCGGAGCCGCGGCGGCGGGAGGGGGGAGGAGAGCCCCGGCCCCCCAUCCGCCAGCGCGACGCGGAGAGACGCGGAAGGGCCCUUCCAGCCGGCCGCCCCGGGAUCCGCCUCCCUGCGCCUCUGGCUCGGCGGGCGACCCUCCCGGCGGGCUCCGCAGCGGGCCCCCCGCCGCCGCCUCCUCCACUCUUUCCCGCCGCCGAUCGCCACGCCGCGCCGCUGGGCAUGAGUUAGAUCGCGGACAUGGACACCAAACAUUUCCUCCCGCUGGAUUUUUCCGCCCAGGUGAAUUCGACCUCCUUAAGUUCUCCCACCGGCCGGGGAAGCCAUAUGGGCACACCUGCCCUCCACCCCUCCAUGGGACCCAGCCUCGGAGGCUCCUUGGGGUCGCCCAGCCAGCUCCACUCGCCCAUCAACGGCAUGGGGCCCCCCUUCUCCGUCAUCAGCUCCCCGAUGGGGCCUCACCCCAUGUCUGGACCCUCCACCCCCGGCCUCGGAUACGGAGCUGGCAGCCCGCAGCUCAACUCCCCGCUGAACCCCGUGAGCAGCACAGAAGACAUCAAGCCCCCCCUGGGCCUCAAUGGGGUACUCAAAGUGCCAAUGCACUCUUCCUCCGCCAUGCCCGCCUUCACCAAGCACAUCUGCGCCAUCUGCGGAGACCGCUCCUCAGGCAAGCAUUACGGGGUGUACAGCUGCGAGGGCUGCAAGGGCUUCUUCAAGCGGACGGUGCGGAAGGACCUGACCUACACUUGCCGGGACAACAAGGAUUGCCUGAUCGACAAGCGCCAGCGGAACCGGUGCCAGUACUGCCGCUACCAGAAGUGCCUGGCGAUGGGCAUGAAGAGGGAAGGGAUGGAGCACCAUCCAUCCCGACCCACAAGACUCCCUGGAAGGCAGGAGCAACCAGCUGUCCAGGAGGAGCGGCAACGGGGCAAAGACCGCAAUGAGAACGAGGUGGAAUCCACCAGCAGCGCUAACGAGGACAUGCCGGUGGAGAAGAUCCUGGAAGCUGAGCUGGCGGUGGAGCCCAAGACAGAGACCUACAUCGAAGCCAACAUGGGCAUGGCUCCUAAUUCGCCCAAUGACCCGGUCACCAACAUCUGCCAAGCAGCAGACAAGCAGUUGUUCACCCUGGUGGAGUGGGCCAAGCGGAUUCCCCAUUUCUCGGAGCUCCCCCUGGACGACCAGGUGAUCCUCCUCCGAGCCGGUUGGAACGAGCUGCUCAUCGCCUCUUUCUCCCACCGAUCCAUUGCCGUCAAAGACGGGAUCCUCCUGGCCACAGGCCUCCACGUCCACAGGAACAGUGCCCACAGCGCGGGAGUCGGGGCCAUCUUUGACAGGGUACUGACCGAGCUUGUGUCGAAGAUGCGGGACAUGCAGAUGGACAAGACGGAGUUGGGGUGUCUGAGAGCGAUCGUCCUCUUCAACCCAGACUCCAAGGGCCUUUCCAACCCGGCUGAGGUCGAGGCACUGCGGGAAAAGGUCUACGCCUCGCUGGAGGCCUACUGCAAACAUAAGUACCCCGAGCAGCCCGGGAGGUUUGCCAAGCUGCUGCUCCGCCUGCCGGCCCUCCGCUCCAUCGGCCUGAAGUGCCUGGAGCACCUCUUCUUCUUCAAGCUCAUCGGGGACACGCCCAUCGACACCUUCCUGAUGGAGAUGCUGGAAGCGCCACACCAGAUGACUUAAAAGGACACGGGGCCAGGCCAGCGGCUUUCCUCCGCCCAGGGGGCUGCCCGACCCCCCUACCCCCCGGACCUCCGCUCUGAGACCCGUCCUGCUGCCACCUCCCCCCACCCUCGCCAUGCAAGGGAUGCUGCCUGCCCCAUCCGCCCCCCCCACCCACUCACCUGGCUGCCUUUUGGCCCGUUUGCUGCUUCCGCAAACAACUUGCGUCUGGGGACAACUGGCUUUCGCAGGCGGGGUGUGUGUGUGUGUGUGUAUGGCUUGAACAGCAGCCACC